CUCAAGGAAAAGUUUCCUGGCUUUACUGUCAGCACUGCAGUAUUACAAAAGCAUAUCAAAGCUCAGUGUUCUUUUUUUUUGCGACGAAUUGAAAGACUUGAUGCAUUAGCUAGUCGAACAGACAUGGACACCAUGAGCGUGGUGAGCGAUUGGAUUGAUAGUAGAGAUAUUGAUUUCUUCAGUAACACAGUUUUUGUCGGUCAAGCCACCUUCAACAAAGGUGACGGGAAGAACAUGGACGAUGAGGAAGCUGACAAAGGAGCGGGUGUUUAUCAGCCAUCCACCUCGAGAGGUACCGUUAUCACCCUCUUCGGUGCUAUUAGUCCUCAAGGUCUAAUUGAUGUCAACAUUCAAAAGCCACAAUUAUCAGACGCAUAUGAUACAUAUCACCAUCAACAAUUCCAGAACCUUCCGCACGUUAAGCAAUUGAUACGUGGUUGUUAUAUAGUCAUGGACGAAUCGAUGGUGAUUUGUCCUCAUUUCUUCAAGACGGUCAUUGUUGAUGGCGGGUUCCGUUGUGCUUUCUAUCCAAAUAUGGCCAACGUUGCGGACCCAAUGGAAAGAUUUUGGGCCAGAACUCGUACAAAUUUGGACAGAUCG
Messenger RNA from Mycotypha africana, 600 nucleotides. RefSeq lists its product as uncharacterized. Lineage: Eukaryota; Fungi; Mucoromycota; Mucoromycetes; Mucorales; Mycotyphaceae. The annotation marks the transcript as partial. The record is from RefSeq and is a predicted model, not a curated record. The transcript is spliced from 3 exons.